CAGAUAUACAAAUAUUUUGCUGUGGUAGUACAAGAGGAAGUGAAGUGGAGGAAGCGAACGAGGAGACAGUGGAAUGUAAAUAGUAUGGCUGUCAGCCAGCGAAGCUCGUUAAACGUUUUCUGUUGAUUGGACCAACAACAGUCUAAAUUUCACUACUUUGUUUUGUUGUUGUUGCCAUUUACGCUGUCAACUGGCUUCGUGGUAUGGUACAAUUCUUUUAAAGAAUAUGGUUACUCGAAUUCACCAGCUGAUAUUUUCAGACGAAGCUAAGAAGUCAACCAUACCGCAUUUGAUAUCCUAGAAACAUACUGAGUCAUCCAUGUCACGAGGCAAGGGACAAGCUUGACCAGCUCCAUCUCUCUGGUGUAUUCCAUUGUAUAGUCAGGAAAAGCACAACUUUUAUAACCAGAUAAGUUGUGCCUCCCCCAAAGAUAACUUUGCUCUAGUUUGCAGCUGUAGCUACAAUGGACAGAGGCAGUGCUGAAAAUUAUCUGUAAGAUAAUUGUACUUUUGUUAAGGUUAACUUGAUAUAUAUUGUGUAAAGAUCAUUAUCUUUUGUUAGAGGAAAUCUUGUAGAGUUUUGUGAAAUCCACUCUGUCUUACAGUCUGAAUGACAUAAAACCGACAGAGCGACUGUGGAUUCUGCUGUAGCCGUCCAUCAACCCUGUUUUGCAAACUAAGGACACUGUUACUCAGGAAUACCAGGGAACUGAUUGUCGAGUAGAUUUCCCUCAAGAUUCACCUAGAAGGUCACUGCCAACUUUUAAAGCCUUGAAUAUUGUUAAUGUAAAGGGCUGAGUUUGUUUUUCUAUGCUUAUACAGCCUAAGCCUGAAGUAGUCUUUACCGACGACUUGGCCUUAUUUUCUAUUGAUUAAGUGCUACAUUGAACAUUACCCGGCUAUGGCGGAUUCUGAGAUAGUCGGAGGAGAUCUCCUGAGCAUUGUCAAAGAUGACUGCUCUCUGACAGAGGCCAUUUCUGAGGAGGGUGGCCAUGCACCAGGGUCCUCUGUAGCUAAAGAAAGCCACAAAACAGAGCCCUUGGACCGUGAAGAUUCCACCAAAGUCCCAUCAGUCAAGACCCCAAUUAUGGAAGCAGAAGGUUCUGGCAAACACAGUGGAACCGCACUCACGCCAGCCGCCACGUGUGCCGUCAUGUCUGAAAACGGCACAACAGAAGACGCUCAAUCCACCCCGCAGAGCCAAACUCUGACCGAAGUGAACGGGGAGAGCUCAGAGGCCAUGUUUGGAAGGUCGGAUGAGAAUAGCCAGUCGGCUACAAGCGACUCUCCCUCCUUCUCCAUCCGCAGCCUGGAGUUCUUCGAGGGCAACACCGGGAAUGACGAGCCAUUGUCGUCCUACUCUGCCCUGGGCGACGAGGGCCGCUCCCCCUCUGCUGACGUCCCCGGCCUGGUCAGUGACGUCCUGGCUGCCGCAGCCACGGGAGGGGCCACAGCCGCCCCAGAGCCCAUGACGCCGGCCUACUACUUUGUGAAAUGGAUCACCUGGAAGGAGAAGAAGACACCCAUCAUCACGCAGAGUGAGAACGGGCCCUGUCCCCUGCUGGCCAUCAUGAACACCCUGUUUCUGCGCUGGAAGGCCAAGCUACCCGCCCAGACAGAAGUAGUCACCACAGAGGACCUGAUGGCUCACCUUGGAGAGUGUGUAUUGUCCAUCAAACCCAGGGAGGAGGCUGAGGGAAUGGAGCUCAACUUUCAGCAGAACAUGAGCGAUGCCAUGGCAGUUCUGCCAAAGCUGUCCACGGGCCUUGACGUCAACGUGCGCUUCACAGGCGUGUCGGACUUUGAGUACACACCAGAGUGUAUCGCCUUUGACCUGCUGGAUAUCCCGCUCUACCAUGGCUGGCUGGUGGACCCUCAGAGCCCUGAGAUGGUGGCAGCGGUGGGAAAGCUAAGCUACAACCAGCUGGUAGAGAAGAUCAUCGGCUACAAGCAUUCGGAAGACAGCAGCCGUGUCAGUGAAGGUUUGGUGGCAGAGCAGUUUCUGGAGUGCACAGCGACCCAGCUAUCGUACCACGGACUUUGUGAGCUCAACACUAAAGUCAAGGAGGGCGAGCUGUCCGUAUUCUUCAGAAACAACCACUUUAGCACCAUGAUAAAGCACAAGGGCCACCUGUACCUGCUGGUGACAGACCAGGGCUUCCUGCAGGAGGAGGGGCUAGUGUGGGAGAGCCUACACAACGUGGAGGGCGACGGCAACUUCUGCAACUCAGACUUCCGCCUGUGCCACCCGCCCCAGAGGAGCGUCCUCGUGACACAGCCCGACAGUCUCACGCCCCAGCAGCAGCAGAGACAGAUCGACCAGGACUACCUAGUGGCCAUGUCUCUGCAGCAGCAGCAGCAGGGGGUGGCCCCGGGGCCUCUCAGUGACCUGGACCUGGCCAGACGGCUGCAGGAGGAGGAGUACCAGAAGCAGCAUCAGCAGCAACAAGGUCCCUCCCAGGCCCCAGCACAGCAGGUGAGACGUCAACUGGCAGCCAAGCCGGGAGGUCAGAGGAGACGGGAGAAAAAGGAUGAUUCCGACUGUGCCAUAUUAUAGCGACACCUAAACUUACCCUAUUCCCCCAUGAGCCUGCACUUCAUUGCAUUAAGCCAACCCCUAACACAUAUACACACACACACACACAGUUAGGGGAUUGUGCCCCUGCUAUCUCAAUGCCAAGCACACCCUUCACACUAAACCUUGAAGUUGUACCUCCCCAUUUCUCACCCUUGUUCUUCUUUGAACAUCCAGGCCAGAAGGUGGCAGUACUAGUCCCUCUUUGCUAGACCCCAGAACAGAAUCUAAACGUGAAUUGAGGCUGCAGAGAGGAAAUCCAAUGCAGUUGGUUGGUUACAGCAGCUGAGAAUCAUAACCAAGACACGUCACAACCCAGGUAGUCACACAUCAGGGGUCGUCUUCUAUUCAGCUAUCACUGCCCCUCUUGAGAAAUAUGAGCGAAGUUUGUAUCUGUGGUCUGGUUUGGUUUCUAUGGCAACAAGGCAGACAGUGGUCUGAUUUUGUAAGCUAAGUGGACCGAAAGUGAAGGUCUAGAUUAAAGGGAAGUCACUACAGCUCUGACCAACUGAUGCAUCUUAAUGGAUGCAAAAAAAUAAGUUAAAUUAAGAGCACAAAGACAACCCCCCCUUCGCUGCUACCUUCUCGCCCUAGAAAGAUCUGUUUUUAAGCAAACUGUAGGGUAGUUGUCAUCUGACUCAUUUAAGCCAUGAUGGAAACUUGAGUACAUUCCUGUCCUAUACAGAACAAUGCACAAUUAUGCCUGGGUCGAGAAGCGGGCUCUGCAAGCCCGACGAACGAACAAAGAGAUGGCCGUUUUCCCCAAAGUCCUAUCUGCUAGAGUAAGCAUGGGCUUUUCUUUCCCUGUCAUAGUGUACUAUGCUGUAGUCAGUAGCAGGGAGGAAUUAUGCAGAAGUAGAAUGGUAUGGGCAGAGUCGCAUUAAAGGUCCAAUGCAGCUGUUUUUUAUCUAAAUUUUAAAUAAUUGAAAGGUAAGAAUUUUAAAUGGUCAAAAAGAAUCAAAUAGCUUCUUAGGAAAGAGCAAUUUCUGGAGCAAGAAUUUUGAUAGGACCGUGUAUCUGCGAGUGGUCUGAGUGGGGAGGGGAAACCUGAAAAUUAGCUGAGAGGUUUGGAACGCUUUCUUAUUGGUCUGUUAACCCAUUUCAGGCAGGUCCAAAUGUCAUCCCAAAACCACAGGCUAACAUUUCUGAAUUUAACAGUAUUAUUCCAACAUCAGUGUGGAAAUAUAUAUAUAUAUAUUACUGAACAAAAAUAUAAAGCAACAAUUUCAAUCAUUUUAAAGAGUUACAGUUCAUGUAACGAAAUCAGUCAAUUGAAAGAAAGAAAGGAAGAAAGAAAUGAGGCCCUAAUCUAUGUAUUUCACAUGACAGGGCAGGGGUGCAGCCAUGGUUGGACCAGGGAGGGCAUAGGCCCAGCCACUUGGGAGCCAGGCCCAGCCAAUCAAAAACAUUUGUUUCCCCCAACAAACGGGCAUUAUUACAGACAGAAAUCUCUAAAAUUACAUUAUUGUAGAGAAAUUAACAUAAAAUUCUCUGGCAACAGCUCUGGUGGACAUCUCUGCAGUCAGCAUGCCACUCAACUUGAUACCUCUUUGGCAUUGUGUGAAAAAAUUCACAUUUUAGUGGCCUUUAAAUGUCCCCAGCACAAGGUGCACCGGUGUAAUGAUUAUGCUGUUUAAUCAGCUUCUUGAUAUGCCACACCUGUCGGAUGGAUUAUCUUGGCAAAGGAGAAAUGCUCACUAACAGGGAUGUAAACUAAUUUGUGCACAAAAUCUGAGAGAAAUACGCUUUUUGUGCGAAUGGAACAUUUCUGGGAUCUUUUACUUCAGCUCAUGAAACGUGGGACCAACACUUUACAUGUCGCGUUUAUAUUUUUGUUCAGUCUACAUUUGUUCAGACAGGUAAAUCACGUUUUUGACUGCACUGGGCCUUCAAGCAAAUCUGGUGCUUGAACCAACUAUGAGAAGUCUGCAUUUGAUUUACAUUACUUAGGAAUAAAGUUCUGGCAGUUAAUUCAGUUUUGAGACUGUCGGCUAUACAGGGCCUUUUGAAGUAGCUUUAGGGGGAGGGGCUUUCAGCAACACUACAGAAAUAGGCCACACCUUGAUGCCAAGUGUUAAUCGUCACCACUUCUUGCUUUGAAUUUAAUUUGUCAUGUCAGUAAAGGGAAAUCUAAACAAAUGA
Molecule: messenger RNA, 4717 nt
Organism: Oncorhynchus kisutch (coho salmon)
Lineage: Eukaryota; Metazoa; Chordata; Actinopteri; Salmoniformes; Salmonidae
Product: ubiquitin carboxyl-terminal hydrolase MINDY-1-like
Exons: 10
Coding region: 902-2557 (551 amino acids)
Biological process (GO): protein K48-linked deubiquitination
Cellular component (GO): cytosol; cell periphery
Molecular function (GO): cysteine-type deubiquitinase activity; cysteine-type carboxypeptidase activity; K48-linked deubiquitinase activity
Source: RefSeq, a predicted model, not a curated record